Eucalyptus grandis is the source of this 2237-nucleotide messenger RNA. RefSeq names its product protein RIK. The transcript has 13 exons. Lineage: Eukaryota; Viridiplantae; Streptophyta; Magnoliopsida; Myrtales; Myrtaceae. Gene Ontology annotation, molecular function: RNA binding. The coding region runs from base 1 to 1878 and encodes 625 amino acids. Gene Ontology annotation, cellular component: nucleus. The record is from RefSeq and is a predicted model, not a curated record.
AUGACGGAGGACGGCGGCGCUAGGGUUUCUCCCGACGAAUCGCAACGAGGCGAAGUCUGUUCAUUCUCGAUUGGAAUUUGCGUCAUGAUCGAGAAUCGCGUGAUGAUCAAAAUUAGAUGUUUGGGAAGGAAGAGAAAAUGGGAUCAGCCGGCGGAGUCUCUGGCGUCGAUUGGGUUGGCAUUGCCUGGUGUUCUUCCAUUGGCCAACGUGGGAUUUCUUGCUGGGACUGCUGCUCCGAUGGUGGCGCCGGUCGCUGCUGGGCUCCUGAUGAAUUCGCUUCCGGCUAAUGGCGUGGCGACGUCCCAUCCGCUUCAGUCACCUGCGAUGAUGCAGCAGAGUGCUGCAGUCGUUCCCAAAUUGAAACCAAGUGAGCUGCUUUUUGAACAAAAGGUCCAAGAAGACUUGGUAAUUGCUCGGGAAAUUGUCAUAAAUGAUGCUGAAUCUGCUGUUCGGUACAAGCUCACAAAGCGUCAAACACAAGAAGAGAUUCAGAAAUGCACUGGAGCUGUGGUAACGACUAGGGGAAGAUACCGGCCACCAAAUGCCUUACCUGAUGGUGGAAAGCCAUUAUAUCUCCACAUUUCUGCUGGUGCACAUUUGAAAGAGACUGUUGAACGAAUUAUAGCUGUUGACCGUGCAGCCGCCAUGAUCGAAGAGAUGCUGAAACAGGGUCAGAAUCCGCAGCCUAUCUUCUAUACUGACAAGGGAGUAAAGGUUUCUCAAGCUUUAAGCACAUGCGUGUAUUUGGGGUUUGAUGCAGACCCAUCAUGGAACAUUGCUUCCCGCAUUCGUGGACCAAAUGACCAAUAUAUAAAUCACAUUAUGACUGAAACAGGAGCAACUGUCUUAGUAAGAGGGCAUGGUUCUGGGACUUCUGAGAGCUUGCAUGGAGAAGAAGGACAGCAGCCAUUGCAUUUAUUCUUAUCCAGUAACAAUGGAAAGAGCCUUGAAAGUGCAAAGAGUCUAGCUGAGAAUCUUCUGGAUACAAUCAGUUUAGAAUGCGGUGCCUCCAGGGUAUCGUCCUCUAAGGUGUAUGGUGCUGUUCCACCUCCUCAGCAGUUGGUGGGAUCAAACAGUUCUGGACGUGAGGUAACAGAAAGUACAAAUCCAGCCGCUGGUUUGACAUCUACUAGUAGCUUUACUACAUCUCCACCCCUUUCGUCACCGAUGGUCCCUGGGGUAAGUUCUGCUUUCACUCAAGGGGCAGUGUCAAUGUCCGGGGGAGUGCUAGGUUGCGUUCAGACUCCACCAAACAUGGUCCACCAUUCCCAGCCUCUGGUAACUGGUGGAACAAGAUAUAGUGGAUAUGAAGGAAUAUAUCCUCAAGCCACACCUUUGCAACAAGUCGCAUUGGUUCUUAAACAGUCAACUUCUGUCACUUCUUCUGUCGCCUCUGCACCCGCAUCAGCAACUGUGACGUCUGAGCUGAGUACUAAGCCUGAUUCUGAGAAAGAGAAAAGGCCUCCACCGAGGCGGAAGUUUCAGGAGUUGCCAGUUGGUAACAAAGAUCCAGCACCAAAUUAUCAGGAAUCAGUAUAUUUAAAGCCGAGAGAGCCAGGGUUAGACAUGAGCUCAAGAAAUAUAUCAACCAUGCCACCUCCAAAGAAGUUAAUACUGCCAUCAUCAAAUGCAAUGCCACCGCCUCCCCCAAAAAGCAUGCCCCCACCCCCUCCAAAAUUUACUGCAUCUAAAUCUAGUCCGGAAGUACAUGAUAAGGCUGGGAGUUUGGACAAAACGAGAUCUGAGAUUAUACCUGAGACUCUGGUCAAAUUGAUGGAAUAUGGGGAUGAAGAUGAUGACCUUGAUGAAAGCAGCGAAGAAUCACUCAGCAGCAAUUUGACUACAGUGACAACUCAAAAACCAUUUUGGGCAGUGUGAUUUGUUCAUCUUCAACAGUUAAAUGGAUGGAUUGACCAUGUUGCUACUCCAUGCGUAUCCUAUAACGGCAACCAGGUUGUGACAGAAGCUUUUUCUUUUUCAGCUGAUGGCAGUGGCCACUCGUUUUAGGAGGAACAGGAAUGUUGCCAGCUCUGACCCGAGUUGUGCUUGAUGCCAGUCAUCUUGGUGGCCGAGUUUUGUGACGCUAGAAAUGGUUUUGUUAGUUUUCAGCCGGCAUGGGAUUGUGACAUGUACAUUAGUUUCUAUGACUUGCUUGGCUUCCAGAAUUGGGGAUAUGGCUUCUUUAAUUGUCAUUCUUUCUGCUAAUAAUAUGAUUCGUGGUCCUUUGUUCAUCUUCA